Molecule: messenger RNA, 1314 nt
Organism: Amphibalanus amphitrite
Lineage: Eukaryota; Metazoa; Arthropoda; Thecostraca; Balanomorpha; Balanidae
Product: heat shock protein beta-6-like
Exons: 5
Coding region: 134-769 (211 amino acids)
Biological process (GO): response to heat; protein refolding
Molecular function (GO): protein folding chaperone
Source: RefSeq, a predicted model, not a curated record
GACGCUGCUCGGGGCCAGGUCGAGUCGAGUCCAUACCGUCAGCGCGUCGGUAGUGUGUGAGCGAGAGAGCCGGCGAGCAGUCAGUCAGUCAGUUUCAGUCUCAGUCACAGUCACAAUCAGUCAGUCGUCAGUCAUGGCCCGCCAGGUGCCGAUCAAGAUGGGUGACCACAGCGUCAUCGACACCGAGUUCAGCAGCAUCCGCGAGCGCUUCGACGCCGAGAUGCGCAAGAUGGAGGACGAGAUGACCCGGUUCCGGUCGGAGCUGCUGCACCGCGAGGAGCCCCGCAAGCACAGUAGCAUCACCUCGUCCAGUUUUCCAUCGUCAAUGAUCACUCAGCAGAACUCGUCGUACAGCACCACGACGACCUCGUCUCACCAGACGUCGGGCACCAACACCAACUCCAACACCAAUAUGGACCUGGCGCGGUGCGCGCCGCCUCACAACUGGAUCGAGAGUCUCAACUCGCCGCUCGUCCAGGAGGAUGGAGACAAGAAGCACCUGAAGCUGCGUUUCGACGUCAGCCAGUACAAACCUGAGGAGAUCGUCGUAAAAACCGUUGACAACAAACUCCUGGUGCACGCCAAGCACGAGGAGAAGUCGGACAGCCGCAGCGUCUACCGCGAGUACAACCGCGAGUUCCUGCUGCCGCAGGGCUCCAACCCGGAGAUGAUCAAGUCGUCGCUCUCCAAGGACGGCGUGCUGACAGUGGAGGCGCCGCUGCCGCCGGCGCUCGGCGGCACCAACCACAUCCCUAUCACCAACAAGUAGACGCCCGCCUCCACUCUGCCGGACGCCGCCGGGCGCUGACGUCGCGACCGGCAGCGCGGCCUUUUGUUCAGACUUGUGAUUCUCGCGCAGUUCGCAUGGCUUCGAGUCCCGAAGCAUCGUCUCGAGAAGGGCCAGGGAGGGCUCUCCAGGUUCCCUGGCGGCCUUUAGAGCCGUGGAUGGGUCCUUCAAGGGACUCCCUUAGCCGCCGGGGAGCCCACUGGGCGCCUAGUCAGUCGGCGCCUUACGAUAACUGAGCUAACUCGGAUUCCCACUUUGGUAGCGGAGGGUCGAUUCCGCACCACGCAUAGAAGAGUAGGGGGACGGGCACUGACGGAUUCAGAGCAGACAUCUCUGUCCAGAGUCGUCGAGAGACGUCCUCGAAUUUUGACAAAAUCGGUUGUUGCAUUGAGAGGCAGUUAUGGAUCAGAUAUUAACAUUUCAUCCGUAAUGUACAAUAAAACAUACAUUUUGAUGUUUACAUAACUAUUACUCUGCGCUGACCACUCCGAAUCCGUUGGUGUUGUUGCACAUUUGCGUUUCUGAGU